CUGCAACAAACCAGACAUUUACCACUUCUGGGGAGAUGAACAUCUCUUCAUGCCCCAUCACCUAUUAUGGACAGAAAUAUGACAAAGUCUAUUUGGCCUUCGAUGCUAACAGAUUUGCUGUUUGCUUCAAUGGCUUAUACCAACCUGGAAUCAAAAAUGACUGUAUUUUGAUGUCUGGAGGGACAGCUGACAGAGGCGACCUGGCAGUGCUUAAUAAAGAAAUACCCACUGGAUCCGGGGUUCAUCAUCUUCUGCCAAACCUUAAACAUGCUGGGAAAUGUAUCAACAUAAUACCUUUGAAAGAUAGGCAACAAUCGGAAAUUGAACAAGUUGAACUUGGCAACUUUGGGUCACAAGCAAUUCUGGCAAUCAGGACACAUUCUGGAUACACAAAUGUUGAUCUUGAGGCAGAUGCACGAGUCAAUGGCCUUACAGUUUCUAAACAGACAUUCCAGACAGCUGAUACCAAUAAGGGCGUCAUCACAGACCUGAGCGGAUGCAGACUCUCAGGUGUUGUUUAUAAGACAAAUACGACAGUAAGGGACCCAAACAUAUGCACUUCUGUAACCUGUGACUUCAGUGGAGUCGCUACUGCCGUAAAUGAUUGUGGUCCCCUGGAGCAUUGCCAAGGCGAUGGGAGUUGCAAGUUGAACAGCAUGUGCACAGUGACCGGCUCUGCUAUCAUCGACAUUGUUGGCAGAGUUCACUCUGUCCCGGACCGGUGUGGGUACACUCUGAUGAAGCCCUCAUCGAUCCCAGGCUUCCAGGUGCUGGGGUUUUUCCAAGAAAGACGCCGUAAAGAUGUUAGUUUUUUGGACCGUGUGACAUUGCAGCUGGACAGUGCCGGUGUUCAGAUUUCCCUGGAACAAGGCAGCAGGGUUCAGCUGAAUGAUGAAGUACUGAUGCUCAAUGCCACAGCACAGAUGGUUCACGGUGUGGAGCUCUCCAGGGACCAGACAGGUGUGACUGCUAAAAUAUCAGCUUCCAACUACAUGGUUUCUGUCCUCUUUGAUGGCUACACCGCACUAAUCCACAUGACAGGACCGAGUGGAGCUCCCGUGGAUGGUUUAUGUGGGAACUCCAGCAGGUCUUUGAUUGAAGAGAAGGUUGCUGAACACUCGGACAGCAGCUGUGAGAUACAAUAUGAGGAUGAUGCUGACGAUAAGAUCAACUGCAACACCACAACUAAAUGGUGUAAUAUCCUGAAGCAGGCUCCUUUCAAUGUCUGCAAUAAGCACAUCAACCCAGAGCCCUUCAUAACUGCCUGCACAGACACUUUGUGCAAAUACCCUGCAGUGGAUGGUCUCAAGUGCCAGUUCCUGGAGGCCUACGCCAGGGCCUGCAGCCACCACAGCAAUGUCACGGUGGAAAGUUGGACUCCAAAAACCGGCUGCCCUGCUGUCCCUCGGGCCUUCUGUCAGGACAGGUUCUGCAGUGUUAAUGAGUUCUGCGGUGAGAGAUAUGGUGGGGAACCACAAUGUCUCUGUCGGGCCAUUUUUGCCUCCAAGUACAAACCGACAAGCUCUUUUGGUGAGCCGACGGACUGCAAACAGAAGUCUGCUUCCGUAACUCUGGCUAAUUGUCUCUUGGAGGACAAAAACAUUGAUUACUCUGUCUUACACCUCAAUGACGAGGCCUGCAAAGCUGAAAUGGACGACCUGACCCACAUGGUGACGUUCAACUUUAAUAGCAACAACCCUUGUGGUACAGUUGUCAUGGCAAACAACAGUCAAAUUAUCUACAAGAACACCAUCAUGAGAAGGAACCUCUCCGCGUUUGGCUUAAUCAACCGGCAAAGCCCAGUGCAUAUUGACUUCUCCUGUUAUUACAGUCAGCCGGAUAUCAAGAGCUUGGCCUUCAGACUCAAACACAGCUCUAUGAUCCAGCAGAUGACUUCUGGAGAAUGGAAUUACAAUCUGAGCAUGAAGGCCUACGCCGACGCUGACCGUAUCAACGGUAUCCAGGCAAACACCGACAUCCAACUGAACGAGAAAAUCUGGGUGGAGCUUAAGACGGAGGGAUUGGAUGAAAAAAUGGUUGUUGUGGUGACUGACUCCUGUUGGGCAACCGAUCAGCCUUCGCCAAGUGGAAGUCUGAGAUAUGACUUCAUCAUCCAAGGCUGCCCUAACCCUGCUGACCAGACAGUAAAAGUGGAAGGCAAUGGAUUGGGAACAUCAAACUACUUCACUUUCAACAUGUUCCAGUUCGUUGGCAAGACUGGUGACGUCUACUUGCACUGCAAAUUAGAGCUGUGUGUCACGGAGAGUAAUGCCUGUGCCCCGAGGUGCGGCCAAGAUGUAAGAAGGCGUAGAUCUGCCAUGUCGAAAUAUGAGGAUAAAAACCCAGCCUUCAUCAGCAUGGCCUGGACUAGUUAGGUUUCCAUGGACAUUUGGACUGACAUCGAGCACAAAACCCAAAAUGAUUCCUGUUUUGCGUUGAUGAAGAGUCUGAGUUGCUGUGAAUCUUUACAAAC
Messenger RNA from Cottoperca gobio, 2473 nucleotides. RefSeq names its product alpha-tectorin-like. Lineage: Eukaryota; Metazoa; Chordata; Actinopteri; Perciformes; Bovichtidae. The coding region runs from base 36 to 2375 and encodes 779 amino acids. The record is from RefSeq and is a predicted model, not a curated record. The transcript is spliced from 17 exons.